Molecule: messenger RNA, 3794 nt
Organism: Marchantia polymorpha subsp. ruderalis
Lineage: Eukaryota; Viridiplantae; Streptophyta; Marchantiopsida; Marchantiales; Marchantiaceae
Source: the annotation of a GenBank genome assembly
GCUUGGGCUUCGCUAGCCCCCCCGGCCCGCUGUCCGUCUCCCUUCCUCCGAUCGAUUCGGUCGUGGACGCCCAGGCCCCCACCGUUCCACACCACCCCCUCGCUCGAUCUUCCGCCUCUGCGCGGUCUCGCUGCAGGCAGCGAGCGAGCCUUGUACACCCUCUCUCCCUCGAGGCCCAUUCGUGGGGAGUAUACUACGGGCGAAUCUAUAAACAAAUCCGCACAGUCGCUGGCGGUUUUGGUGUUUUCGGGACAUGGAGUGCUAGUUGCUGCGGACGGGAGCAAUGAAUGCUUGAGUGGGUCGCUGUUCAGAGUGGUCGUCGAGUUGUAAGCGAGGCAGGAGCAAGUCGUUGGUAUAUUUGCCGAGCACUGUUCUUCCUUCUGCAGCAUCUCCUGGGAUUUGCUCUCCUGUAUCGUGUGCGAGCCUGUGAGCUAUUGCGGAGAAUUGAACGUGUCGACGCUCGUGCAAGCGCACGGCCACUGCAGCCCAGCCCAGCUAAGACCAAGCCCGUCCAGCGGCUGAUACCCUCCCACUGACUGACGGCAGCAAAUACCAAUUCGGUGCGGCCUCCCGGGGCGGAGCUGUAUAGAGAAGGCGUUAUUCAGAUAGACGAUGAAAAGUAGGGGAGUGAGAGAAGAACAUAGGCUGUAGUCCAUCUGACACACCGUCUGGAGAGCUGGGGUGGUCCGAUUGCUCUUCGUCGGCUCUCAGCGCCUGUGAGAGUGCAGUCGCGUCUGCAGCAGGUCGAAUUGUUUUGAUUUCCCCACAAGUAGGGAGUGAGGCUUGUUAUUUUCAGUAGGCAAGGAUUUUAUUCUGGUCGGAAGUUUUGAGAAAAGAUGGCCCAAGUGGUGGCCCAAAUGGCUCUUCAAAAGCCUUUUAGUGGAGAGUGCGUGUCUGUCAAAGGCAUUCCCAGAUUGGAGCCGAUUCGCAGACCAUUGAGACUGAAUGUGAGGGCUGUAGCUACCAAAAGCUCUUCAGGAGUCAUCACCGCAGCUGAGAAGGAGGUCACCCGCAAUCGCUCCAUGAGAGUCGGCGAAAUGGCAGAAGAAAUGAAGCGAGUGAGGGCUCAAAUGGAGGAAGAUGAGCAGCUAUCAUCACUAAUGAGGGGACUUCGAGGUCAGAACCUUUCUGACAACCAGUUCGCAACUUCGGAUACCAAACUCCGUCUUGUUGAGGUUGACGGAAGUGGAGCGGAUGGUGAAGAAAAGCUACCUCUCAUUUACGAUCCAGUGACCAUUGCUGCAUAUUGGGGAAAGAAACCCGGAGCUGUUGCCACUCGUAUCGCCCAGCUUUUGGGAGUUGCUGGUGGUUUUCUCUCCGGCAUUGCUAUGGAUAUAAUCACGAAAAAAGUGAAAGAGAAUGAGGUAAAGCGGGCCAUCGAACUGCGAGAAAUUGUUACAUCUUUGGGUCCGGCUUACAUUAAGCUUGGUCAAGCCCUCAGCAUCAGACCUGACAUUCUGUCCCCGAGCGCCAUGACCGAGCUUCAAAAGCUCUGCGAUAAGGUGCCUUCUUUCCCCAACGAUAUCGCAAUGGCCCUGAUUGAAGAAGAACUGGGAAAGCCAUGGCAAGAGAUUUACUCAGAACUGUCUCCAUCUCCGAUAGCUGCUGCAUCAUUGGGCCAGGUUUAUAAAGGACGCCUCCUCGAGACUGGUGAAGUUGUUGCCGUGAAGGUUCAACGACCUUAUGUCCUAGAGACAGUAACAGUGGAUCUGUUCAUUAUUCGCAAACUGGGUGUAGCCCUAAGAAGGUUUCCUCAAAUCGCAACGGAUGUUGUGGGUCUUGUCGACGAAUGGGCAGCUCGCUUCUUCGAGGAGCUGGAUUACAUCAACGAGGGAGAGAACGGAACACGAUUUGCUGAACAAAUGAAGGUUGACCUGCCUCAGGUUGUCGUGGCAAAGACAUAUACGAAGUACACUUCUCGUCGUGUGCUUACUACUGAAUGGAUUGAAGGAGAAAAGCUAUCUCAAAGUACUGCCUCCGAUGUGGGAGAUCUGGUGAAUGUUGGUGUUAUUUGUUACUUAAAACAGCUUCUCGACACGGGUUUCUUCCACGCCGAUCCUCACCCAGGAAAUCUUAUUCGUACACCAGAUGGCAAAUUAGCCAUCCUUGAUUUUGGUUUAAUGACGCAGAUUACUGACCAACAAAAGUACGGAAUGAUUGAAGCAAUCUCCCACCUUAUUCAUAGAGACUAUGAGGCCAUUGUAGAAGAUUUUGUCAAGCUUGACUUUAUUCCGGAGGGAGUGAACCUAUCACCUAUUAUGCCAGUGCUAGCAAAAGUUUUUGAUCAGGCGUUGGAGGGUGGAGGUGCCAAAAACAUCAAUUUCCAGGAACUGGCUGCCGAUUUAGCUCAGAUUACCUUCGAUUAUCCAUUUCGAAUUCCUCCCUAUUUUGCUCUUAUCAUUCGAGCCAUAGGUGUCUUGGAGGGUAUAGCCCUUGUUGGCAACCCAGACUUCGCCAUUGUUGAUGAGGCAUACCCUUACAUCGCUCAGCGACUUUUGACAGAUAACUCGCCACGUCUAAGGAAGGCCUUGCGGUACACUAUCUAUGGGAAGUCGGGAGUUUUUGACGCAGAUAGAUUCAUCGAUGUUCUGGAGGCCUUCGAGACUUUUGCAGCUGCAGCUAAGAGUGGAGGCGGUGGUGAGCUUCAAGGAAAUAUGGCUUCUUACGGAUUAGUCCCAGCCGGCAAUAUUCAGUGGCCGUCGCCGACUCUACAAAAUAGGCGUGUGCAGACUAGAACAGCGUUGUUGUUCAUCUUCUCGGAGCAGGGGGAAUUCUUCAGAGAGUUUAUUUUAGACGAGGUAGUUAAAGGUAUCGACGCUGUAAGCAGAGAACAACUAGCUCGAGUUAUGGUUGGUUUGGGCAUCGAUAGACUGCGUCCAGUGUUGAGCGUCGUACCCAUCCCUGGCUUAAGGCCUUUUGUCCUAGUACCUACAGUCACGCCUGAAGAUGAAACCGUGCUCAACAACGUGAGAAGGAUUGUAGCUUUUCUCUCGGUUGGAACUUCAUCAUCUCGAUCUAUAUCGGAGGGAGGAGAUUUGCAGAUCAUGGAAGUCGUGCAGGAACUACUACCAGUGUUACCGAGCGUUGCCACUCAGUUAGUACCGGAAAUUGCAAACCGACUUGUGUCAAGGAUCGUUGCACGAACUCUGCGAGAGCUUGCUAUCUCGUUUUGACUUGCUGUACCAGUAGUAUAGGCUUAGGAUAAUCAAAUUCUUUACGCACUCGUCGUCAAGCGCAGAUGGGAGCAUGUUCUCUUAUUUCCAAAGCUGAGCGGAGUUUUAUAUAUUUCUGUGAAGCUCAGCCAAAACGGAUCUAUGCUCCCAGUCAUAACCUUGGGAAGCCCAGUUCAGCACAGCUCAGCUCAGCCAGUUGAGUAGAGUUGUUGAAAAAUCAGGCACUCUCCAGUGUCCGUGUUAUAGAGCGUUGUAGAUUUUAUAAAUGCUCAACUGUAAAACGUGUACAUUAUGUUCUUCUACCCCUUGAAAGAAAUUUUUUCAUCGCAUAAGAUCAGCAUUCUGACGAUGGAAUCUGGUCCGUCUUCUCUAUUCAAUUCGUCUUCGUCACUACCUAUCGCAAGUAUUGCUUUUGUGUCAUCUGACCACGAGGAAUCUGCUCUCUGGAGCCGAACCCUCUCGCCUUGUAAGGACGGCCUGCGGCUGCAUCAGUCAUGAUAGCCACUCAUAGCUGUAUCUGGUUACAUUCGGACGUCGAUGAUGUGAUUGACGACGGUCACAGUUCAUGCUUUGCCGAGGUUUUCAUGAAUUCGUCUGACAGCAAUUAACAUAGAGCCGGAA